Messenger RNA from Phoenix dactylifera (date palm), 1903 nucleotides. RefSeq names its product PTI1-like tyrosine-protein kinase At3g15890. Lineage: Eukaryota; Viridiplantae; Streptophyta; Magnoliopsida; Arecales; Arecaceae. Gene Ontology annotation, biological process: protein phosphorylation. The record is from RefSeq and is a predicted model, not a curated record. Gene Ontology annotation, molecular function: ATP binding; protein kinase activity.
UUCUAAUUCCAGCAUGAUCGCAACCCGACCCGUUCCUGCGUGGGAGUAAAAAACCUUGGCAUCUCGGAGCUCCUCCGCGAGUGAGCAGACCCCAGAAUCUGUGACAGAAACGAGAAAAAAAGGCCCGAGUUCAUUGGUGUUUGGUGCGCCGUUGCUGUUGCUGCUAAUGCUGGUGGCUUCCUCUUCGGGCUUCUUCUCGCCGCUAUUUAUUUUAAUUCUUCUCUCUUCACCUCUGUUUCAUUUUCUUUCACCUUUCUUUUCUCCAAACCUCCGCCUCCGUUUGGCCGAAAUGGCGGCAGAGGUCGUCCUUUCGUUGAGCUUCUCUUCCUCUCCUCCUUCUCUUGCUCCUCUCUACUGACAAAAGAGAACCGGAGGAGUGCCAUCUUGGUGUUGUUUUCUUCACGCGGCUCUCGACUGAUCGGGGGAUCGGAAGGAUUUUCAGAUGGCUUUCUGCUCUUUCCUCUGCUGUGGAAAGAUUUCCGGUUGGAGGAAGCAGAGGAAGAAGAGUUCGACGACGUGGAGGGUUUUCUCUCUCAAAGAGCUGCAUUCGGCGACGAACAACUUCAAUUAUGAUAACAAGCUCGGGGAAGGGGGGUUCGGCAGCGUUUACUGGGGCCAGCUCUGGGAUGGUUCGCAGAUAGCUGUUAAAAGGUUGAAAGUUUGGAGCAACAAAGCUGAAAUGGAAUUUGCUGUUGAGGUUGAGGUUUUGGGUAGAGUAAGGAAUAAGAACCUUCUGAAUUUACGUGGAUACUGUGCUGAAGGGCAGGAGCGCCUAAUAGUAUAUGACUACAUGCCUAACUUGAGUCUGCUUUCGCAUCUUCAUGGUCAGCACUCAGCAGAAUGUCAUCUUGACUGGGGUAGGCGAAUGUCUAUUGCUAUAGGGUCAGCUGAGGGGAUUGCCUGCCUUCACCACCACACCACACCUCAUAUCAUCCACAGGGACAUCAAAGCAAGCAAUGUUUUGCUAGAUUCAGAUUUUCAGGCACGGGUCGCUGAUUUUGGAUUCGCAAAGCUCAUUCCGGACGGUGCAACUCACGUUACCACAAAGGUGAAAGGCACACUUGGCUAUCUUGCUCCCGAGUAUGCCAUGUUUGGAAAGGCCUCAGAGAGUUGCGAUGUCUAUAGUUUUGGGAUACUCCUCCUAGAGCUUGCUAGUGGAAAGAAGCCCAUAGAGAAGAUUAGCCCAACAGUCAAGCAAACAAUCACAGACUGGGCUCUUCCUUUGGCUAGGGAGAGGAGGUUCAAGGAAACGGCAGAUCCAAGACUGAACGGGAAGUAUGUGGAGGCAGAAUUGGAGAGGGUUGUGCUUGUUGCUCUCAUUUGUGCACAGAGGAAGCCCGAGAAAAGACCGACGAUGCUCGAGGUGGUGGACUUGCUCAAAGGGGAGUCCAAGGAGAAGAUGUCAAAUCUCGAAAAUCAUGAGAUGUUCAGGCCAGAACCUACUGCGAGUUGUCAUGGAUUGUCAGGUCCAGAUGAUAGCUCAGACUGUAUCACUGAGGAGCAGGUUUCAAGAGUUGAUGUAAAGCAGGAAACUAAUUCAUUAGCCGAUGCAGCAGUACAUAUUAGCUAGUUUUUUUAGCAGUUGAGUGCAGGGACUGAUGCGUGGAUGAUUAUUAAUUGCAUAUCAUCUUAAUUCAAGUUGGAUGGGGAGUGCUUGUUUUUUGGUUAAAAUAGUGUUUUUGCUUUUGAUUAAAAGGUUGGAAUGUUUGAUGGUUGCCCCUUGGUUCCAAAAAUAUUCAAUAGGCAUGUUUUGAAAGCAUGGGGCUUGCAUCUUUUGUGGCUUGCUGCUGUAACCUUCGUAUUGAAAUAUGCUGAUGGGAUUGGAAAAUAUGUAUAAUGGCAAGUUAUAAUACACUACAAAGGAUGUUGGCACACGUCUAUAAAUAUUUAUGGAUUCCAGAUA